Striga hermonthica is the source of this 1212-nucleotide messenger RNA. The record is from the annotation of a GenBank genome assembly. NCBI's taxonomy places the organism in Eukaryota, Viridiplantae, Streptophyta, Magnoliopsida, Lamiales, Orobanchaceae.
AUGUGUGGUUUGUCCAGAUUUUGGGAGAAGGUGAAUACGAUGGGAGAAGGUGGAUCUCGCUAUUGUUCGAAGAAAUCUGAUGAUGUUUGUGGUGAUGCUUGUGGUGAGGACUCAGACUCAAGCCGACCACUAACCAUGACCCGAUUAAAAUGCUUCAUUCGCGGGCUCGACAUAAAAGCGUAUCUCUUCCUAUUCGUGCUGGUCCCCACGUGCAUUUUCGUUAUCUACAUGCACGGCCAGAAGAUAACCUACUUUCUCCGCCCCCUUUGGGAAUCUCCACCGAAGCCUUUCAACGAGAUUCCUCAUUACUAUCACGAAAAUGUCUCCAUGGAGAAUCUAUGCAAGCUUCACGGCUGGGGCAUACGCGAAUACCCGAGACGUGUAUAUGAUGCUGUUUUAUUCAGCAAUGAGCUCGAUAUUCUCGAAAUUCGCUGGAAAGAGCUGUACCCGUACGUAACCGAGUUUGUUCUCCUCGAGUCCAAUUCAACUUUCACGGGCCUCCCAAAGCCCAUGGUAUUCUCUACCGCCCGGGCCCAAUUCGGGUUCGUCGAGGCCCGUUUGACCUACGGCCAGGUCCCGGGCAGAUUCAAACAGGGAGUAAACCCGUUUGUGGAGGAAGCUUAUCAAAGGAUUGCUUUAGAUUAUUUGCUUAAACAGGCUGGGAUUCAAGAUGAUGACUUGUUGAUAAUGUCGGAUGUUGACGAAAUCCCGAGCAGGCACACGAUUAAUCUGCUGAGGUGGUGUGAUGGGAUUCCUCCCGUUCUGCACCUCCGUCUGAAAAACUAUCUCUACUCAUUCGAGUUCUUGCUCGAUAAUAACAGCUGGCGAGCCUCGGUCCACGUGUACCAAUCUGGAAAGACUAAAUACGCGCAUUACAGGCAAUCGGACGUGAUUUUGGCCGAUGCGGGCUGGCACUGCAGCUUUUGCUUUAGGAGGAUAAGCGAGUUUGUGUUCAAGAUGAAGGCGUACAGUCACUUUGAUCGGGUUCGUUUUUCGCAUUUCUUGAGCCUGAACAGGAUUCAAAGGGUUAUUUGUAAAGGUGCUGAUUUGUUCGAUAUGCUGCCUGAGGAAUACACGUUUAAGGAGAUUAUCGGGAAGAUGGGGCCCAUCCCACAUUCGUAUUCAGCUGUACACUUGCCGGCAUAUCUUUUGGAGAAUGCGGAUAAGUUCAAGUUUCUUUUGCCGGGAAAUUGCAUGAGGGAAAGCAGUUGA